Molecule: messenger RNA, 7149 nt
Organism: Zonotrichia albicollis (white-throated sparrow)
Lineage: Eukaryota; Metazoa; Chordata; Aves; Passeriformes; Passerellidae
Source: RefSeq, a predicted model, not a curated record
CUGGAUUGCAGCAGGAGGGUGCUGGCAGCGUGUCCUGGCUGGGUUUGGCCCCUGGGUGCUGUCCCCACCCUCAGGCCCUGGGGUGUAAAUGCUGUGACAGAAUUUUAACGCACACGACACAAGCGAGGAGGAGUCAAUUUGGGAUUUUUAAAUUCCCCCCCUCUCAGCCCUCUGUGCCAUUCCUGCUCAGCUCUGGCUGGGAGCUGAUGCCAGGAGAGCCUUUUUUGACACAGCUCCGAUUUUUCUACUCUUUCUUGUCACUUCUGCCUGAGCCAGAAGUGAGGACCCAGUGAAAGUCACACUCCUGAGAGGCACAAACCCCUGAGCCUGCCGGGCCAGGGAGCCCCAAAAAGCCCCAGGUGUGCUGCAGCUCCAUCUGGGGCACUGCAGAAGGAUGCUCAGGGUCUUCUUCCCCACCCCAGUGACAGCUGCUCCUUCAGAGCCCCCCAAAUGUGUUUUUGGGGUUCCCCACACCAAACACAGCUUGGGAUCCAUUUUCUGAAAGUUUUGCUUCUCUGGAGCUGGGGAGGAGUUUGGAAAAUGAAUUGGUGGUGUGGUAAGUUGGGUUUUUAAUAGACACCUUAAUUUUGGGGUGUAACAACACCAAAAAAAACCUCAGCCCAGGAGCAACCAAACCAAGCCCAGCUUUUCUUUGCCUUCCACAGAAAGUUUGGGAAGGAAAGAGGGAAUCUUUGGAGCAACUGUGCAUAAUGUUUGGUGAAGGUCAAUGAUAACUUGAUAAAAUAUUGCUGUAGUGUGAUGUGCUUCUGCAUAUAUAUCCAUUGCUAGUAAAUAAUGUAAAAUCUUUUUUUUUUUUUCUUGGAAAGUAUUAAAACUACAAAAAUACUCUUUGUUACAAUGGUGGGAUGCUUUUAGCCAUGGAGUUCUGGAAGCAUUUUUGCUGUGUAGGUGUUGACAAAGUGAAUGCUGAACGUUUCUCCAUGUCUGUGAUGCUUCAGAAAUGGAAGGGGCAUUUCUGGCUCUGGAGCUCUCUCUUUUCCAAACUUUUCCAUGUUCCUGUACAGACAUCUGAGACCCUGCACCUUAUGGAGAGAAUGUUUACAUUUAAAAAAAAAAAAAGGAAUUUUUCUUUUUUUUUUGGCUUUUUCCCUGUGCUGCUCAGAUCCUGUUACUUUGAAAUGAAAGUAGUCUCUGUUAGAAAAAGGGGCUUUUUUUUAAUUUUUUUUUUUUUUUUUGCCCUUCCCUGUAAUCAAAUCCCUCCUGGAUUGUGGCUGGAAGCUCUGGGACUGCUGGGACUUUUCUGGAGUGGGAUUAGAGGUGCUUGAGAAAGGUGUUUUUAACAACCCCUGCCUUGGCUGUGGGGAUGAGCUUUGGAAAGCAGCAAACCCAGCUCCAAACCCCCUGGAUGUGAGGCUGCCUUGCAGAUUCCCUGGGAAGCCUCGGGGAUGGAAUUCCCAGCAUCCACAUUUGUGUUUCCUCCCCAGAUGAUGAAUGUCCUGCUGUUCCCUCUGCAGCCACAAACACUUGUGGUGGUUUGGAUGCACAAAUCUGCUCCAGGAUUUCCCUUCCCAGGAGUGGUUUGGGAUUGCUGUGGGUGCCUCUCCUCUCCCAAUCCCACCCAUGGGGAUGGACUUGGAGCUCUCCUUCACUGAGCCUACAGCAGGCAGGCAGCUGGAAAAUGAGAUAUUUUAACCAAAAGGCUCCUUAAAGUGGACUUUGAGACUUUAACCCAACGUGUCUGCUGGAUUUUCCAUGGAAAAUUUGUCCCGACCCUCGGAGCAGGGGUGGGUCCAGGGGAACUCUGGAUUUGUACAUUUUCCACAUGAAGACCACUCAGCCAGAGCCAUGGGGCAAAGAGACAACUUCAGAUCCUGACUCCUGCCUUAAAACCUCUCGUUCAUCCUGAGCUCCAGAAAUUCCUGCACCUGCUCACUCCCAGGUCCCUUUUUUGUUUCCGUCAGGAAAUCGGAACCUGCUCCGAAGGCUGGGGACAACUCAAGGCAAUGGAAAACAAAAGGAACUGGAGCUGGUGGCUUUAUGAAAACAACAAACUGGUCUUGGCUUAAAACCCCUAUUUGUGCCUCUCAAGUCCAGGGAAUGUUUCAAAAGAGGUGGAUUUGAGCAGCGGCGGCCAGGACUGCGCUGGUGGCACUUGGUGACACCUGGUGGCGCUUGGUGACACUUUGCUCCCGUGUGCUCUGAGCAAGGACUGGGCUCUGAGUCCUCUCUGCCUCAUGGGAAUGGCUUUCAAAGAUGGCUGGUACCAUCAAAUUUGUACUUCUUGAAUAAAUACCUUCAUUUUUAUGGCCAAGAACAAGGAGACGGGAGCUCUGGCAGCUGCCAAGGUCAUCGAGACCAAGAGUGAGGAUGAGCUGGAGGAUUACAUGGUGGAGAUUGAGAUCCUGGCCACCUGUGACCACCCGCACAUCGUCAAACUGCUGGGAGCCUUCUACUGGGAUGGCAAGCUCUGGAUCAUGAUCGAGUUCUGCCCGGGCGGGGCCGUGGAUGCCACCAUGCUGGAGCUGGACAGGGCCCUGACUGAGCCCCAGAUCCAGGUGAUCUGCCGCCAGAUGCUGGAAGCUCUGCACUACCUGCACAGCAAGAGGAUCAUCCACAGGGACCUGAAGGCUGGCAACGUGCUCCUCACCCAGGAUGGGGACAUCAAGCUGGCUGACUUUGGGGUGUCUGCCAAGAACCUGAAAACCCUGCAGAAGCGAGAUUCCUUCAUUGGGACCCCUUACUGGAUGGCCCCGGAGGUGGUGAUGUGUGAGACCAUGAAGGACACUCCCUACGACUACAAGGCUGACAUCUGGUCCCUGGGCAUCACCCUGAUCGAGAUGGCCCAGAUGGAGCCGCCCCACCACGAGCUGAACCCCAUGAGGGUCCUGCUGAAGAUCGCCAAGUCCGACCCGCCCACGCUCAGCUGCCCCUCCAAAUGGUCCCUGGAGUUCAGAGAUUUCCUGAAGAAGGCACUGGACAAGAACCCAGAGACCCGGCCCAGUGCUGCCCAGCUGCUGGAGCAUCCCUUUGUCAGCAAGGUCACCAGCAACAGGGCCCUGCGGGAGCUGGUGGCCGAGGCCAAGGCCGAGGUGAUGGAGGAGAUCGAGGACAGCCGGGAUGAAGCAGAGGAGGAUGACUCCUCCGAGUCUGCCUCGCCCCCUGGGAAGCACAAGAGGGACUCCUCCGAGGUGAGCCAGCUGAGCUUUGAUGGGGAGAAACCUCCAGACUCGUCCUUGCCCAAAGCCCUGAACGGCUCCACGGGCACUGGCAAGGACACCACAGAGAGCCAGAGCCACAAAGCCUCAGACAAAGGGGUGAGCAGUGACGGUGACAAACUGGAGAGCAACCACUCCACAAAACCCAGCUCGGCCUCCUCGGCCACCCAGGACAAGCCGGACAUCAUCCUGCAGCCAGGACAUUUGGGAAACUCAACGGAGGGGAACAAGGAGCCCAGGCCAGGCAGGGAGGAGAGGAAGAGCCUUGGGGAGAGGAAGAGCAUCGGGGAGGGGAAGAGCAUCGGGGAGGGGAAGAACAUUGAGGAUGGGAAGAGCAUUGAAGAGAGGAAGAGCAUUGAAGAGAGGAAGAGCAUUGGGGAGAGGAAGAGCCUUGAGGAGAGGAAGAGCCUUGGAGAGAGGAAGAGCAUGGGGGAGAGGAAGAGCAUGGUGGAGCGACCAGAGAGCGUUUUCCUGGAGAACUUCAGCGAGGAGAAGCUGGCCAAUGGAAGCCUGGAGCCCCUGGGGCCGUUCCCCCGCUCCAAAAGGGACUCAGAUUCUGGCAGCACUUCAGCCUCCGAGAGCAUGGACCUCACCAUCUCCUUGUCUGCUGACCUGUCCCUCAACAGGGAGAGCGGCUCCAUCUCCCUCAAGGACUCACGGCUGCAGAAGAAGACCCUGAAGCGCACCCGCAAGUUCGUGGUGGACGGCGUGGAGGUGAGCGUCACCACCUCCAAGAUCAUCAGCGAGGACGAGAAGAAGGAUGAAGAAAUGAGGUUCCUCAGGCGCCAGGAGCUGCGGGAGCUGCGUCUGCUGCAGAAGGAGGAGCACAGGAACCAGGUCCAGCUGAACAGCAAGCACCAGCUGCAGCAGGAGCAGAUGCUGCGGCGCUUCGAGCAGGAGAUGAUGGCCAAGAAGAAGUUCUAUGACACGGAGCUGGAGAACCUGGAGAGGCAGCAGAAGCAGCAGAUCGAGAGGAUGGAGCAGGAGCACGGGCUGCGGCGGCGCGAGGAGGCCAAGCGCAUCCGCCUGGAGCAGGAGCGCGACCACGCGCGCUUCCUCGAGCAGCUCAAGCAGAUGAAGAAGGAGGUGAAGAACGAGGUUGAGAAGCUGCCACGGCAGCAGCGCAAAGGGAACCUGAAGGCGAAGAUGGACGACUUCACCCAGAAAAAACAAACCAUGGAACAGGAGUUUUUGGCCAAGCAGAAGGAGGACUUGGAGCAGGCCAUGAAGAACAUCAUUGCCCAGAACAAAAGAGAGAUCUGUGACAAGGAGCGUGAGUGCCUCAGCAAGAAGCAGCAGCUGAUGAGAGACAGAGAAGCUUCCAUCUGGGAUCUGGAGGAGCGUCAGCAGCAGGAGAAGCACCAGCUCAUCAAGCAGCAGCUGAAGGACCAGUAUUUCCUCCAGAGGCACGAGCUGCUCCGGAAGCACGAGAAGGAGAGGGAGCAGAUGCAGCGCUACAACCAGCGCAUGCUGGAGCAGCUGAAGGUGAGGCAGCAGCAGGAGAAGGCCCGGCUGCCCAAGAUCCAGCGCAGCGAGGGCAAGACCCGCAUGGCCAUGUACAAGAAGAGCCUCCACAUCCACUCCAGCGGCACCGCCUCCGAGCAGAGGGAGAAGAUCAAACAGUUUGCCCUGCAGGAGGAGAAGAGGCAGAAGGCAGAGCGGCUGCACCAGCAGCAGAAGCACGAGUCGCAGAUGAAGGACAUGCAGGCCCAGUGUGAGAGCAACACCAACGAGCUCCAGCACCUCCAGAACGAGAAGUGUCACCUCCUGAUUGAGCAUGAAACCCAGAAGCUGAAGUCCCUGGAUGAGAACCACAACCAGCACAUGAAGGAGUGGAGGGACAAGCUGAGACCACGGAAGAAGGCCCUGGAGGAUGAGCUGAACCAGAAGAAGCGUGAGCAGGAGAUGUUCUUCAAGCUGAGCGAGGAGGCCGAUGGACAGGUGCCAGUGUCACCAACCAAACACGCCAAGUUCGUCCCCUUCAGCUCCUCAGAGAGCUUGUAACACCUGGCAGGCCACCAGCUGGGACUGGCCGUGUCCUCCUGGGCUGCAGGGACAGCUUGGACUGGGAAGAGCCUCUCACAGCCCCUUGCCACCACGGCCUGGGAUAAACGUGGCCUCUGCACUGAGGGACCCUGGCUGGAACUUGGGGUGGCUCUCCCAGGAGCUCCAGGCUGGGAAUUGGGGCAGGAGCCUCUCUGGAUUUGCACUUGCACUGAUGGCUGGAUGCUUUUGGGGUGAGCCUGGUGCUCACUGGGUUUGUCAGCUCAGGCUGGAGCAGUGCCCACGCUGAUCAGGAGACACAGCCCCUGGGGCAGGGCUGUCACCUCCCUCUGCAACCUGGCUGCUCCUGUCCCAGUCCUUUGGAAGGCCUGGCCUGGGCACAGCAGCUCUGGCAUUGUCUUAAACUCACCUUGGCCUUAGACUUACCCCUCUCCACCAUGGCCCUUUUAUUGCCACAGAGGGACAGAGAUUUGGGGUUUUUCUGCCUAGAGAGGGCUGGGUUUUUUCUUUCCACACAGCCUGUGCAGAAAGGGGCUGGAUGUCCUCUCAAAGAUGCUCCUGCUCUUCCUUUGCUGUGACCAGUGGCACCACAGCCCCUCUGGCACUAACUGUGUUAUCAGAGGCUGGUUUGGGCUGGUUACACUGCCCAGCUGUAGGUUCUGAGGCAGUGCAGGUGCAGAGGGGACACUGGGGACAGCUCAGUCCUGUGGUGACACAGUGACUGUCACUGCCAUGUGCCUUGGGGAUGAGUGGGGUGAAGGGUGUUACAGCCAGAGCUCUCACAUCACACAGGUGCUUGAGGCUGGAUUUUCACUCUUUCCUGUGUGGGGCCCUGUGGGUCAGGCAGAGGGUGAUGCCUGCACAGCAUCGUUGCGGAGGAGCAGAGGGACAAGGGAAGAGGAGAUGCAAACGGGGCUUGUUGCUCCCAGCACCUCCUUGUCCCCUGAUGUCUCGUCUCCCUGUGAUGUGCCCCAGCUUUUUGGGUGUUUCUCCUGGCUGGGAGUCGUGGCAGAGGGGCAGAGCAGGUCCUCUGUCCUUUCUGUCCCCUCCUGGGGCACAAGGCAGGGCUUGGCUGAGCUUGGGUGGGACUGGGAGUACAGAGCUGGGCAGGGCUCAGGGACCUCACUGGCAGCACCUUCUUCUUUACACGACCCAAAGGUGUGAGGCAGCACUUAAGUAUUUUUUUCUGGACAACGUUGUUCGUUUUAGAUCUAUUUCUUUAGCAAGAAAAAAAUAUUCCUGCUUAAAAAAAAAAGAGAAAGAAAAUCUAAGAAAAAAGUUAUUUUCAAGUCCCCUCUGUUGAUUCACUGGCAUUUCAGGGAAAGGUGGUAUGUGAUGUGCCUCACUUCUGGGUACUGGGCUGAAGGAGGCAGCCCCCAGGUGUUUAACUCUGGAUCUGAGGGUUCAUUUCCUACCCUUUUAGAGCCCAUAUUUAUAAACUUCCUGCAGGCUGGCAGGGCUCAGUCUCUUUGGGCCAUCCCAGGUCCCCUCUGAUCUCACUGCAGUGAUGUCUCUAUGAGUGAGCACAGGAAGGGCUCCUGCCCCACCUCCAAAACGUGGAUUGUGCCUUCCAGAUGUGCUAACACCUGGCUGGGAGCUGAUGGAAGGUGAAUGAACAGCAAGGGAUGUUCCUAAAUGGGACUAGGGCUGGCUGGAGACUGUUCUGUGUUCACUGGGUGUGCCAGGCUCCAGUACCUGUCCCUCACCUAGAAGGGGGGCACAUCAUCUGCUGUCAUGUUUACAGCAUGGUUAUCAUUCUCCCUCCUUUCAAAAAUGGAUUUUUUUGUUGUUCCUGUUCAAAAGGAACCACAAUUAAACCCAGCUUGCUUUUCAGGGAGGGGAUGGGAUGCAAUUUUAAAAAUUGUGGCUUUGAAUAAAAAGGGUUUUUUUUUAAUAUUUUGUAAAAUAUCUUCAGUGGGGCCACCACCAUGAUGUAAAGUCUUCUCUAAUAAAGUAACAAACUGAGAAA